AUGACGCGCCGCAAGCGCACCCCUUCGCCAUCUCCAGCCUCUCCACAGAAACGCGUGGCAUUUGAAAUUCCUCCUUCACUCCAGCAGUUCUCGACCAUUUCACGAUCCCUUGCUAACAGCAGAGACUCGCACUCGGCGCCAACUUCUUCGCAAGCGAUCUCCAAUGGCCCAAGACAGACCCAGCCCCAGCCGAAGGGAGUUUCACAGUCAUCCGCGCAGGCUGGCGCAACGUUGAGUGCUGGCACUAGAACUCAAGAGAAUGCGCGAUCCGAUAUGCACUCUCAACAACGACAUUCUACGGGUGCUCAAUCAUGGCCUCAGUCAUCGCUGAAGAACAACCCUAAUUUGGCCGGCUCGAGGCGAGUGGACGAGUCGGGGAAACAACAAGGUGUUAACAACUCCUUUCCAUCCUCUAAUGUUGUGCAAAGCCGAGACCCUUCCGCGAACCCUUCUACUACGAGCCCUCAAUUGCGACGGGAAAGCAUGCCGACUCGAUUUCCCGCCGCGCCUGAAGAACCUCCCCUAAAACCGGGCGAAACUCCCACCUUGGCGACCCAUCCCAACCUAAUUGCGCAACUGGUUGCGAAAAAGAGAGCGGAAAACGAGGCAAUGGGGGUACGUGAACUAUGGGCCAGAAGGCAGGCCGAGUACCGAAUGUCAAAGUCGCCGGCGAGUCAGUCACUGACCGAGCCGAACAAAGAUUUGGCCCGCAUUGGAAACCAACAGCCACCCCAGUCUAGAGCCUUCUCUAACCCACUGCCCGCCCGGCCACCAAUACAGCCUCCUGUGCCCGCAUAUGCCCCAUAUGCUCCGGCAGCAUCAAGGAUAGAAACCCGUGCCCCGGCGACAGAAAAUAGGACAGCACCUGCUGUGGAGGAGUCUGGCAAAGGUACUGACACGUCCAAAGCGCCAAGGGCGAGUGGCGAGACGGAUUCUCUUUUUGGAUCGCCUUUUUCAGAAUUCCUCGAAAAGGCGACCGACAACGCCGGUUUGAAGGAUGGAAAUGAACCAAGCAGCGCAGUAUCAGCCGGGAAUUCAGCCGCACCAACACCAGUUCCACAAGGACCCGAUGCGGCUCAGUCACGACCGGCUUCAUCGCACCAGCCCAGUGAAACAAACAAGCCUCCGACCGGAAACGUUACCUCAAUCCCUCCUCUCUUCUCAGAUAAACCCAAAGGCACAGGCACAGGCACAGGCACAGGCCCUGGCGUACAAGCACCGACGCCACAAAAUAGACCAUACCAUCGUGGCAGCGGCAAUUCAGGGCCCACCGUGAGCACCCCUCAACACCAGAAUACCAGCAUGAUGCAGCGGCAGUCUCAAGCGCAUGCGACGGUCCCUUCCCAGCCGCCGUCUGGACAAGCACCUCGACAAGAUGUCUUCGUCAUGACACCAUCAGUGGCCUCAUCGCAUUCAUCUGCCGGUGCAACGCCGCGCCGUCAUCCUUACUUUGAGCAGACCCCUACUCCUGGGGGAUAUUACAAGGUCGAUUUUCGGGUGUCGGCUGACGGAACGACCUCGACUACGGCCAUACCUGCAGGUCAUGCCUCUCUACCAUACGGAAAGCCGCUGGGGCCACCCAAUGCAGGGUAUCCAGGUUACGUGAUGGGCAUGAUGCCUGUGUAUCAAAUACAACAGCAACCGCAACCCAUGCCGGGUCAAGUUCCGGUCCAGAGGCCGGCAUACGGCGGUAUGGCUGUCGGUCCUGCUACGGGCACCGUUGCACCUGCGGCUGCGGCCCCAGUAGCCGCCGCACAGCCGUCAAAGCAGCAGCAGCAUUCAUCCGGCACCAAUGUGAUCACCCAAGCGGAUAGGGUUGCGGGGAUCAAUAUGAGAUUCAAAAUCUCAACGCAGAACGAUUUCUCUGUGCCGAAGCGGUAA
Exophiala dermatitidis NIH/UT8656 is the source of this 1881-nucleotide messenger RNA. RefSeq lists its product as uncharacterized. NCBI's taxonomy places the organism in Eukaryota, Fungi, Ascomycota, Eurotiomycetes, Chaetothyriales, Herpotrichiellaceae. The record is from RefSeq and is a predicted model, not a curated record. The transcript has a single exon. The coding region runs from base 1 to 1881 and encodes 626 amino acids.